Molecule: messenger RNA, 1390 nt
Organism: Aspergillus steynii IBT 23096
Lineage: Eukaryota; Fungi; Ascomycota; Eurotiomycetes; Eurotiales; Aspergillaceae
Exons: 2
Coding region: 80-1264 (394 amino acids)
Biological process (GO): biosynthetic process; mitochondrial respiratory chain complex I assembly
Cellular component (GO): mitochondrion
Source: RefSeq, a predicted model, not a curated record
AUUCUGGCCCUGAGGUCCAAGACUGCGAACUAACGGCGCAGACAUUCUGAAAUCCCUCCGACCGUCUCUCCUCUCCAUCAUGACAUUGCUCAGCGACCUAUGCCUGGCCAACAGGCAAAUAUGCCGGUCCUACCUGCGCUCUCGCCGACUCCAAUCCCAUCAAAUCCGACAAUUCAGCCGAUCCCAACCGACAUUCAGCCCUCCUGUCGCCGGCGCCUCUGAAGCCGAAGUCGAAGCUGCUCGAAAAUACUGCACAAAUCUUCUCUCAAAAUACGACCGACCCUCCUACACCCUCAGCACCUUCAUCCCCCGAAACGCGCAAACGCUGUACCUCGCCCUCCGCGCCCUCAAUGUCUCCCUCUCCCUCAUCCCGGACACCACAUCCUCCUACACGAUCGGGCUCAUGCGGCUGCAAUUCUGGCGCGACGCAGUAACAAAGACACUCGCGGGGUCGCCACCGAAGGAGCCUGUCGCGAUCCUGCUCGCGUCGGCCAUUUCGGAGCUGCUUGAGCGCACGCAGGGCCGCUCACGGAUCAGCAAAGGCUGGUUGACGCGGCUGAUCAACGCGCGCGAACAAACCCUCACGAACGACCCCUACCCCAACAUCGCGGCGCUGGAGUCCUACGCCGAAAACACCUACUCGACGCUCAUGUACCUCACGCUGUCGGCGAUCCCCAUGGCCUCGGUGACGGCGGACCAUGUGGCGUCGCAUGUGGGCAAGGCGGCGGGCAUCGCGGCCGUGCUGAGAGGGUUGCCGCUGGUGGCGUUCCCGGGGCCGCAGAGCCAGCAUGCGAAUGCGGCGGGGGCGAACAUGCUGGGCGGCGGGACGAAGCAGGGGGCGGUCAUGCUGCCGCUGGAUAUCAUGGCGCAGACGGGGGUCAAGGAGGAAGAGGUGUUUAGGCAGGGGGCGGAGGCCCCGGGGUUGCGCGAUGCGGUGUUUACGGUGGCCACGCGGGCGAGCGACCAUUUGAUUACGGUGCAGCAGAUGCUGAGCAAUCUGCGGGCGGGCCAGGAUGUUGGCCAUGACUUUGAGCACGAGGGCGAAGAAGGGCAUCAGUAUGAUGCUUCUCGGGGUCAGGAAAACGAGACCCCGCUGGAUGAAGUGAAUCGCGCGUUUGGGGUCUUCAUGCCCGCCGUCAGUACGCGGCUCUGGCUGGACCGGCUGGAAGGCUUUGAUUUUGAUAUCUUCAAGCCAGAGCUGCUUGGGUCGGAGUGGAAGCUCCCCUGGAAGGCCUAUAUGGCCUUUACGCGGAAGACAUUGUAAGGCUGGUCUGAACCAGUCGGAUAAUCCAUGUAUUAUAAUAAAGGUACCCCCGGGUCUAUGUACGACUGUUCUAUGCACAACAAUUAUCCUCCACUGCCACAUAAGAAGGCGAGUUGUCAGGAUCUU